Messenger RNA from Olea europaea var. sylvestris, 2109 nucleotides. RefSeq names its product probable galactinol--sucrose galactosyltransferase 2. Bases 65 to 1906 code for a protein of 613 amino acids. Gene Ontology annotation, molecular function: raffinose alpha-galactosidase activity. The transcript has 10 exons. The record is from RefSeq and is a predicted model, not a curated record. NCBI's taxonomy places the organism in Eukaryota, Viridiplantae, Streptophyta, Magnoliopsida, Lamiales, Oleaceae.
UGUGGUCUGAUUUGUUGCAGGUGAUAAUGCUGUUGAAACCAACCAAGGACUUUACCUUGUUUACAUGCAUGCUGGGACCAAUCCUUUUGAAGUCAUCAACCAGGCUGUGAAAGCUGUUGAACAACAUUUGCAAACUUUUCAUCACCGAGAGAAGAAGAAGUUGCCCUCAUUUCUUGACUGGUUUGGCUGGUGCACAUGGGAUGCUUUCUACACUGAUGUCACUGCCGAAGGUGUUGAAGAAGGCCUUAAGAGCUUGUCUGAGGGAGGUACACCUCCACGUUUCCUGAUAAUAGAUGAUGGUUGGCAACAAAUUGGUAGUGAGGUCAAGGAAGACACUAAUUGUAUUGUGCAAGAAGGCGCACAGUUUGCCAACAGGCUAACAGGAAUAAAGGAGAACACAAAAUUCCAAAAAAAUAAAAAGAAUGAAGAAAAUGAAUCAGGCCUCAAACAUGUCGUGGAUGAAGCCAAGCAACGCCACAGUGUUAAGUAUGUAUAUGUAUGGCAUGCACUAGCAGGUUACUGGGGUGGAGUGCAGCCAGCCGGUCCUGGUAUGGAACAUUAUGAUACUGCUUUGGCGUACCCUGUGCAGUCUCCAGGUGUACUGGGCAACCAACCCGAUAUUGUUAUGGAUAGCCUAGCAAUUCACGGUUUAGGUCUGGUGCACCCUCAGAAGGUUUUCAAUUUCUACAAUGAGCUUCAUGCCUAUCUGGCUUCUUGUGGGGUAGAUGGAGUCAAAGUCGAUGUACAGAAUAUCAUUGAGACUCUUGGUGCUGGCCAUGGUGGUCGAGUUUCUCUUACUCGUAGCUACCACCAGGCACUAGAAGCCUCAAUAGCUCGAAAUUUUCCUGAUAAUGGAUGCAUUGCUUGCAUGUGUCACAAUACUGAUGGCAUAUACAGCGCCAAGCUGACUUCUGUAGUUCGAGCUUCUGAUGAUUAUUAUCCUCGUGAUCCUGCUUCUCACACCAUCCAUAUCUCGUCUGUAGCCUACAACACAGUGUUCUUGGGAGAGUUCAUGCAACCUGAUUGGGAUAUGUUCCACAGCUUACACCCAGCUGCUGAGUAUCAUGCUGCAGCUCGAGCUGUUGGAGGAUGUUCAAUUUAUGUUAGUGACAAGCCUGGUAACCACAACUUCGAGCUUUUAAAGAAACUGGUGCUUCCCGAUGGAUCAGUUCUUCGUGCACAAUUACCCGGGCGCCCCACCAUUGACUGUCUCUUCAUUGAUCCUGCUAGAGACGGGACAAGCUUACUUAAAAUCUGGAACGUGAACAAAUUUUGUGGAGUGGUUGGCAUUUUCAACUGUCAAGGUGCUGGUUGGUGCAAGGUGACAAAGAAAACGCGAAUUCAUGACGCCUCUCCAGGAACUCUGUCUGGUUCUGUUCAAGCCACUGAUGUGGAUGCUAUAGCUCAGAUCGCUGGAAAAGACUGGAAUGGGGAUACAAUAGUUUAUUCCCCUAGAACAGGGGAGGUGGUUCGAUUGCCAAAAGGUGCUUCACUGCCUGUUACCCUUCAAGUCCUCGAAUAUGAACUCUUCCACUUCUGUCCCGUCAAGGAUGUUACACGAAACAUUUCCUUUGCACCAAUCGGCUUACUUGAUAUGCUCAACUCUAGCGGUGCGGUGGAGCAAUUCGAAGUAUAUCUAACGUCUCAGACGAAACCUGAGAACAUUGAUGGUGAAAUUAUCUCUGAGCUUCCUUUAAGUGAAAAUAUGUUACCAGUAGCUACCAUUGUUCUUAAGGUGAGAGGAUGUAGACGUUUUGGCGUCUAUUGUUCUCAGUGUCCGAUCAAAUGCAAAGUGGGCAAUAUCGAGACCGACUUUAACUACGAAGGUGCGAUUGGAUUGGUGACUAUGAAAAUCCCAGUACCACAAGAGGAAAUGUAUAGAUGGCCAAUUGAGAUCCAAAUCUAAGUUCGUUAACUAAUAGAAAAGUUAGAAGUCACUAAAGAAAAGAUUCGUGCUCCAGAAAAAGGUUUUGUAUUGUAGAGAGUGGAUGGUAUGUGAGGUGUAAGUUAAAUGAGUUCUCAUCGCAAACGAUGAAUGGACUCUAUCAAUCACUAUUUUCAUGUAAUGAACUCCUUUAAUCAAUGGAAAAUAUUAAUAAUCUUCGUUUA